Messenger RNA from Suncus etruscus (white-toothed pygmy shrew), 547 nucleotides. It is a transcript of the gene RPLP2, whose product is annotated as ribosomal protein lateral stalk subunit P2. The transcript is spliced from 5 exons. NCBI's taxonomy places the organism in Eukaryota, Metazoa, Chordata, Mammalia, Eulipotyphla, Soricidae. Gene Ontology annotation, molecular function: structural constituent of ribosome. Gene Ontology annotation, biological process: cytoplasmic translational elongation. Bases 166 to 513 code for a protein of 115 amino acids. Gene Ontology annotation, cellular component: cytosolic large ribosomal subunit; ribosome. The record is from RefSeq and is a predicted model, not a curated record.
CGCGCUCUCAUUGGCUGAGCGCUCCGUGACGUCAUCUAAAGGCGCCGCGCGGCUUCGCGGAGGCUUCUGGGUAGCGGCUUACCCCCGCCCCCCGCGCAGGCGACUUCCUUUCCGCCGCUGACGCCGCCGAGGUCGCACGCGCAAGGCCGCUCCGCCGUCGCCGAGAUGCGCUACGUCGCCUCUUACCUGCUGGCCGCCCUCGGGGGCAACUCGUCCCCCAGCGCCAAGGACAUAAAGAAGAUCCUGGACAGCGUGGGCAUCGAGGCGGACGAUGACCGGCUCAACAAGGUCAUCAGUGAGCUGAAUGGGAAAAACAUUGAGGACGUGAUCGCCCAGGGCAUUGGCAAGCUGGCCAGUGUGCCAGCUGGUGGUGCUGUUGCUGUCUCUGCUGCCCCUGGAGCCGCAGCCCCUGCUUCUGGCUCUGCCCCUGCUGCAGCAGAAGAGAAGAAGGAGGAGAAGAAAGAGGAAUCUGAGGAGUCUGAUGAUGACAUGGGAUUUGGCUUGUUCGAUUAAUCACCGCUCUAAUAAAACACUUUUCUAGACCUGA